ACCCACCGCCGACGUACCGCUUUUGCAGUGAUUGCGCGACGCCGUCCUGCUGUCCACCAGGCGAACACCACCCCUUCACUCGCCCUCCACCGCCUCCGAGCCCAUCUUCCAUCCCUCCACAUCCUCUCCCCGAUGCACACGGCCGCUGGUCGGGAGCUCGGCACGUCUUCUGCCAUCUCCGACCUCCGUCGAGCUGCCUCCCCCAAGCCACGAGGAUGAGCGGCGAUCUUUCACUCAGCAACGCCCUUGGCGGCCUGCGAAUCGCCAAUCCCGACAACGAGCAGGCCGUCGGCUCUCCCAUUUCCCCCGCCUCCACCGUCUCCCCCCUCAACUCCCCUCCGCCACACCCUCCUUCACAACAGUCGCACUCGACUGGCGAAGCGCCGCCCGCCGCGGCCAAUCCGUCCAGAUUACCUCCCUUGUCUCGCGAGAGCUCGGGAAGCCUUGGAUGGAGUCCGAGCAGCUACACGUUCCAGAACGGCGACGCGUCACCUGCCUCGCCCUUCCACUCCCAGUCUCCUGCCACACCUGGCACCGAGUUCCCGCUGCACCAACACCGCUUAUCCCACCGCAAGAGCCUGCCGCUGAACCAACAGACGUCUCAGCAGUGGCAGCCUUCAUCACAGCCCCCUGCACACGCUCAGCAGUAUCGCAACGUCGGCCCUCCAAAUCCUUCGAUGCAGCCCUCCAACGACGUCUACCAGCAAACGAAUGUUUCCUCGACCUCGACCGGCUCGCACAGAUAUCGCGAAGAACAAACACAGUCCGAUGUUGGCGCGUAUGACUCGAUGAGGCCUGGAGUGAGACCGCCCAACGGCAUGGCGGGAGGCAUACCCAUGCGAAAUGGCAGUAGGACAUAUAAACCCACCGGCCGACCAAUCGAUGGUGGCAGUGGCGCGUUGCCACCGCAAAGGCCCUCCCACCGAGCGCGAGGGCCGUCCACCAGUUCCAUCACGGCCAUCGAUGCGGCUGCGGCAGCAUAUGCAGCAUCGGCACCACAGCCGUCCAACGCGGACGAGUGGCGUGAGCAUGGGGCCGCCGUCGGCACGAGAACAGAGACGGACGCGUCGGGCAAGGCGCACACCAAAACUGUGAAGAAAGGCGUCAAAGACUUUUCCUUCGGCCGCACACUCGGCGAUGGCUCCUAUUCCACCGUGCUGGCUGCUACCGACCGACAGACCAUGAAGGAGUACGCCGUCAAAGUCCUCGACAAGCGACAUAUCAUCAAGGAAAAGAAGGUCAAAUACGUCAACAUUGAGCGCGACACGCUGAAUCGACUCACCGAGCAUCCUGGCAUCGUCCGUCUCUACUACACGUUUCAGGAUGAGCGCUCACUGUACUUUGUGCUGGAUCUGGCGAGCGGCGGCGAGCUACUCAGUACGUUGAAGAAAAUGGGGACGUUCGACGUGGAGUGCACGCGCUUCUACGGCGCACAGAUACUCGACAGCAUCGCGUACAUGCAUUCGCGGGGCGUCAUUCAUCGCGACUUGAAGCCGGAAAACGUCCUCUUGGAUCGCGAUAUGCAUACGAAGAUUACUGAUUUCGGCACUGCAAAGAUUCUGCCCGAUCCAAAGCCCCAAGGUGCAGGGAAUGACAUGGUACCCGGCAAUCCGACGGACGGCGCUGACCAAGAUCGUGCCAAUUCAUUUGUUGGCACGGCGGAGUACGUCAGUCCAGAGCUUCUGCAGCGGGCGAAUGCUUGCAAAGCCUCCGAUCUAUGGGCAUUUGGGUGCAUCAUCUACCAACUGCUAGCUGGUAGGCCUCCUUUCAAAGCCGCGAACGAAUACCUCACGUUUCAGAAGAUAUUGAACCUCGAGUAUACCUUUCCGGAUGGAUUCCCGCCCCUCGCUCGAGACCUGGUGGAGAGACUGCUAGUGCUAGACCCCGCCAACAGGCUACCAGUGGAGCACAUCCGAAACCACCCCUUCUUCGAAGGCGUGCAAUGGGGCAAGGGUCUGUGGCGGCAAAGCGCACCCAAGCUGCGCUCCUACGUACCACCGCCGUCAGACCCAAUCAAGCUGAAUGGAGCGGGCUCUGGUCUGCCCCCGGCCAUGCAGGCGGCUUCGCCACCCCAAAUCCCGCGCUCGAAUCAGUUGCGCGAUCUACGAGGGGUAACGGACCUUCCACCACCGAGCCAACUAGACAUCGACUGGUCACCUGUUCUGCAAAACAACGAGCGCAUUAUGAAGCUCGGCAACCUCAUCCUCACCGUGUCGCACAGCACACACAGCUUCAGUGCAAAGAACGGCGACUCGGCUGCUGCUCCGGAGAAGACCAAGUUACGCAGCUUCUUCAGUGGCAAUGCGAACAAACGUCGUGAACGGCUGGUGCUCAUCACGAGCAACGCGCGAUUGGUAGUUGCUGCCGCUGGUGGGAAUGAGAAGAAGGCAAAGUUGGAAGUCAGUUGCGUGGGCGGCGCCAGCUCGUGGAAGAGCUUUGUGGACAGCAAGGGCCUGACGGGCUUCCAUAUUGAAACUCGAGACAAACAACUUACCUUCGAAGACCCUCGAGCGACAACCUCGGACCCCGCUGGCAGCAGGUACAGCACCCAGGAAUGGCUGGAUGCCCUUGAGAAUGCGCGGGAAAUGGCCAUGGCGCAAUCACUGACCGGGUCCUAUUCUGGCGACAGUCUGUUGCACACAGUCGACUCCAGCAGUCCAUCCGCACAUCAGGGGGGCGACGCGGCGAUGCCUCUGAGCGGGCCCAGCGCCGGAGACAAAAGGCAUCAUCUUCGGCAGACGCUGAGGCGCAAUACCGAUGAGAGCCUUGGCGAAGACAGGAGCGCGAGACGCCGCUUCUCCAAGAGACACAGCAAGGCUGGACUCGCCGCUGUGUUCUGAUUCCUGGCCGGCGGCAGAGAGUUCAUCAGUCGUGCCUUCGGCACGCACAUCCCUCGGUUUGACGACGUUACGACAAUACCUCACAACUUCUAACGCAGCGAGUGUCCUUCUCUUCUCUUCGAUUCUUACGACCUCGCUCGGCUGAGCGCGAAUGAGAUUUUUUUUUGCUUCAGGUGGUGGGUUUCGGGUAGCGGGGAGUUUGGCGAAUUCGUGUGGAGGCUGCAUUCAGUCUCGUGAUGGAGGCGAGUUUCCGGAAAGAAUGCGGUCGAGUGCAACAGCGCAGGGCGGUCCGGCAUGGCAUAGUGGAAGCGUACUUGAGAUUCUGUAGAAACGCGUGAAGCAAGCAAGCAAGC
Neohortaea acidophila is the source of this 3193-nucleotide messenger RNA. RefSeq names its product kinase-like domain-containing protein. NCBI's taxonomy places the organism in Eukaryota, Fungi, Ascomycota, Dothideomycetes, Mycosphaerellales, Teratosphaeriaceae. The transcript has 2 exons. The record is from RefSeq and is a predicted model, not a curated record. Gene Ontology annotation, biological process: peptidyl-serine phosphorylation; intracellular signal transduction. Gene Ontology annotation, molecular function: ATP binding; protein serine/threonine kinase activity. The coding region runs from base 216 to 2840 and encodes 874 amino acids.